AUGCAGAACCUGCGUCUCUUGAACAAAGAGAAAGCCCGGCUUAACCACGAAUCGCAACGCCAUCUCCCUGUUCAACCCAGGUCAUAUUCCCCAAUUGUCCUUCUCCUACGACACGGAGCACAAUUCUUUCAAGCACCUCAUAUCCAAGCAUACGCUCUGGAAGUCUAUGAGAAACAAUUGCUAACCUCGAUUGACGUACAGCUCAAAUCAUCCGAAACAGAAAGCAUCUUCGUCUCUGGUCAGUCACUUGGGGGAGUCACUGCGGUGCCGGCAUUAAUCGGCGACGACCGCAUCCUGGGCGGUAUCAAUCUUGACUGCGACAUACUCGGCCCUGUCGUCGAAACCGGUCUCGGCAAACCCCUCUUCCUCAUUGGAAGGCCUAAUUCUCGAGAACGGGGUCUGUCGUGGAGUCAACGUGGGCUAGGCAUGAUGCUACAGGUUUAUGGCACAAUGCGUCAGUCGUUCAUCGAUGCGCCGCUGCUCAUGAGUUUGAGGGAUGUUCCUGAGAAUUUUAAUGCCAAGGUAGAAGCUGCAUUGAGCACAACCGAUGGCAGGCGAAUGGCAUCUCUUGUAAUUCAGCUGACCGUUGCGAUUCUUGAGUACGUAUUUGACGGUGCCGAGUACCGAUUAUGUUGA
Fusarium verticillioides 7600 is the source of this 636-nucleotide messenger RNA. RefSeq lists its product as hypothetical. NCBI's taxonomy places the organism in Eukaryota, Fungi, Ascomycota, Sordariomycetes, Hypocreales, Nectriaceae. The transcript is spliced from 3 exons. The record is from RefSeq and is a predicted model, not a curated record. The coding region runs from base 1 to 636 and encodes 211 amino acids.